Hyposmocoma kahamanoa is the source of this 3994-nucleotide messenger RNA. It is a transcript of the gene RhoGAP15B, whose product is annotated as arf-GAP with Rho-GAP domain, ANK repeat and PH domain-containing protein 2. Lineage: Eukaryota; Metazoa; Arthropoda; Insecta; Lepidoptera; Cosmopterigidae. Gene Ontology annotation, biological process: signal transduction. The coding region runs from base 1 to 3345 and encodes 1114 amino acids. The transcript is spliced from 11 exons. The record is from RefSeq and is a predicted model, not a curated record.
AUGGAUUCGCCACCCGUGCCCAAACCGAGAAGCGCUUUCCUGGCCCAGAACGAUCCCCUGAAACGACCCGUGCCACUGCCCCGAACAAAGGUGCCCCCCAGCAACGAGCGCGUCACUGCCUCAGACAUACUACGCUCGAUCAGCACUGUCUCCAAACAAAUAACAGAGGAUGUCACGAUAAAGGUUACCAACUCUGCGAAAUCUGCUAACGAAAAAUUUGAAAACGCAUUAAUAGAUGGCUCGAGGUUCGCUAAAGGCACGCUCGAGAAAACUUUAACAACUUCUAGAGCUGUAAGAGAUUCAGUGACAAAAUCGGUUAUAGAAGGAACCAGGACAGCAGGACUUAAGUUGCGACGAGCGAAGAAAACGGACUUCGCGGAGAGCGUUGACAACCAACGGUGCACAUCGAUGCCGAUUGUAGAUGUUAGUUUGUUUGAUAACAUUCAGUUCCACUCCCCACUUUUGGAGCAAAAGAGAUAUUGUAACAAUGGAGAUAGUUUACAAAACAAUCAAGACAUUCCCCCUCUCAGUUUGAACACAGCUCAUUUUGAUGACUUGUCAUUGUUCUCGAGCAACUCUGAUUCUAACACAGAUACAGUAAGUAACUUCUCAUAUGACAGUAGAGAAUCUGACCCAAACAAUUCAAGCUUGACAAUAAAUGAGCAAAUGACAUAUGAUACACCUAGAACAUCACAGGCCAACAGUAUCAUUAGUGUGAGAUCUGCGCCAGAAGUGCCAGUGAGGAGGAAAAAGAGGGAAAGCAACAUGGAGUAUAUAAGGCAGAAUUCCUUAUAUGAAAACUGGAUUAUACCAUGCCAAUCCAGUAACACAAAUGGUAGACCCAGUAAGAGCACUAUUUAUGAGUUUGACCCUUUAAACUCAAGUUCUAAUUCAACCAGAUAUGAGGGUAUGAGCAAUGAACUGUUGCUUCUAGAAUCAUUUUUGAUUGGGGACACAUAUGGAACCAUUGUGACGACUGAUAACAAUGAAGACAACUUUGAGGACUAUGGCGAAGUCGAUUACUACAAUCCUCCAACUCCUCCAGAAAGGUCUGAUAGUUUAUUCCCUGUGGAGGUUGAGACAAAAACUUCAACAGAGCAAGUGACUGACAAGGAUAGAAAUUCAAAUUGGUUCAUAACUGACAUUGAUACAAAACCUGUAGCUUCAAUAGAAGAUGAGACAAAAGUAACAAAUUCCAUGAAGCAAAAGUUUUCCCACAUGAAAUUGAAACUUGACAAUGUUCUGCAUAAAUCCAGUAAACAAAAUCCAAUGCUGAAGGUUAAUGUUGUGGAAAGACCUCCUUUAAGCACCUUGCCAGUUAACUACUACAGUGGUUUGUUAACCAAAAUUGUUUCUGGGGUAGUUGAAGACUUGUUCAAGAACUCUCAGUCCCGGUACUGUGUGCUGUCUGAUCAGAAGCUAAUGUGCUACACUGACCCAACCAAUUCUGUGUUGAAAGAAGCAUACCCAUUGGAGAGCAUUUACUCUUUGCAAAUUGUACUACCACUCUCGUCCAGCACGACGAAUAAUUCAUACUGCUUCGAGCUGUCGGUAUCGUCAGGCAACCGUAACGCACGCAAAAUCCUUCUGAGCUGCGGAAGCAGUUCCGAACGCCGUAACUGGGCCCAGAAGUUCGCAGAGCACCUUACCUGCGGAUUUCCCACCAAGUUCACUUCAGAGUUUACCAGGAUUGGAUGGUGCUACUUGAAGGAAGGAGUGACGGGCGAGUGGCGCGGUGCGUGGGUGAUGCUAGUGCGGCGCGUGCUGGCGUACUACACGGCGCCGCUGCCCGACACUGGCCCCAAUAUGUGUACAGUCGACCUGCGCAAGACACGAUGCGUUGUGACUCAAGAGGUGGACGAAGAGACCAAGUCGGCGUGUCCGUCUGACGGCAGCGGAGUGUUACUGCUCGACUGUCCGCAGGCCACCAUUUACCUUCGGUUCCCGAACGAGAGGGAGCUCAAGAGCUGGCGCUACAUGAUAAAGCUGGCAGCACACAACAAUGGUGCGCAAAUUCACCACCAGCAGCUCACAAAGGAGGACGUGCCCGUCAUCGUCGACAAGUGCCUUAGCUUCAUUUAUGCCCACGGCAGUCUGACCGAAGGCAUAUACCGCCGCGCUGGCAGCAGCUCUGUGCUGACGGAACUUCUAGCGCGGUUCAGACGCGACUCGUGGUCCGUUCAGCUAGCGCCAGGGCAGCACUCAGAGCACGAUGUGGCGGGGGUUCUCAAACGUUUCUUUAGAGAUCUACCUGAGCCACUGCUGCCACAGAACAAACAUCAAGCGCUUGUCGAUGCAUUAGCAAUAGAAGAAAAGUCAGCCCGUCACGCGGCGUUUCGUCGCGUAAUGACGUCACUGCCACUUGUAGCGCGGAACACGGCGCGCAAACUUUUCGCGCAUCUGCACUUCAUGCACACAAUGGCGCACGCGAAUAAGAUGACCGCAGAGAACUUGGCGUCUGUGUGGGCGCCCACGGUGAUGCCCACCGCUUUGACGAGCAACACGUUGCAAACAGCGUGGUCUUCCAAGGAAGUCUACGUAGUGCGAGAUUUGAUACAAGAAUACGAGGCUAUAUGGGAACCGAAUGAAACUGAGAAGAGGAGAGAAGCAGCCGUGAGGACUGUGCUGCUGCGUGUGCUGAGCAACUCAGCGCCGACCGCGCCCAAAGCUGCGGGAGAUUUAAAAGCGUGGGUCUAUGUUAAGGAUCGUUCCACUUGUUUCCAAGUUGCGUUGAAUCCAAACAAAACGUGCUCGGACGUGUGCAUAGAGUUGUGCGAGAAAGCGAACAUCGAGUCGCACCUUCUCAUGCUCGAGGAAGUGAUCUGCAACGACGCAAUGCGACGCAUCGUCCACAACGAUGAGAUCGUCCUCGAUGUCGUGCUUCGCUGGGGGUAUUGGGACGAGGAGGACCGCAAAGACAACUACCUACUUGUGAGGGAGAACAAGUUGCUGCAUGACAUGGAAGCGAUGAGGCAUAACACGUCGGUUUGUGGGGAACUCAAGCUGGCCAGUGAAAGCUCGAAAGCGUUCAAAUUGCAUAUGUUCGAGUUUAAAAACUCCAAACUUUGCUACUUCAAAGACAAACAGGGUUCACAGAAGAUAGAAGAGUGGAACAUAAAAGACAUCCUGUGGUACGUCGGCCACGAGCCGAAGCGGAAUCCGCAGUCUCGGUGGGCCAUCACCUUUAUCCCUAGGAACAAUAAGCCUAAAAGGAGCAAAGACCGGCCCUGGUUCGGUUGCACAAUAGCGGGCGCUGUCACCGAAGACCAGCUUAAGUGGACUUCAAUCAUGAUGUUCGGGGAGCAUGCCAACAUACUGCCAACGCCUCGCCUUGUCAUCACGUGAGGCGAAACAGCACGAGGCGAGGCGACGUUCGACCCAUGUCUUUAAGGCGAGGUAGGUCGCCACGCGAAUACCUAGCUGUAUAUACUAAUCACUACGUGACAUUUGUAUAGUAUAUACAUCUUUUACAUGUAUAUUAUUGUCUAAAAGUUACCAUUGUUUUAAGACAAUCUUGUUUUUAAGACACAUUUAUAACUUGUGAUUAAGCUUGCGUUCUUUUUGGGCCGCUCAUGUAUAACUUCGUAAAAAAAAUUUUAAAGGCUGUGUAAUUUGCCGAGGUCCAGUAAUGCUGGGUCUUCGCACACACAUGUCAUUCUCAUUAGAAUCCGAUCCGAGAGCAAUCUGACUCUUUGACGUUUGGAAUACUAACGAGAGUGCAUCACUGCUCAAAAUGGUUGAGUACACCUAGGCAACAAAACGGUUAUUAGGCAUUUCUAACCCUCCACCAUGAAUUUAGUGUGUCAAGACGCUACCGACCGCAACAAAUAAUAAAAAAAUGUAGUUCUUGUAACCGCUUAACGCGCUGUACAAUUUGCUAUGCAAAUGUUUUGCGUAGUCGCUAGUGAUUUCAAUAUUACUGAUGUCAUGGUGGAGGUUUUUAUAAUAAUUUACAGUUUUUGUAAAAUAAUUGCUUAUGAAUUUUUGCCGAGGU